CCCCUCGCAGCGUCUCCACAAUAGCUAGCCCGUGGAAAGGAGCCCCUGGCAGUGUGUUUCUGAUACCGGGGUUUCAUUCUUCGUCCUCCUCCCCGCCCCUCACUCGGCCCCGAUCGCCUCUUUCUUCCCUCCCGCAUCCAUCUCCUCGGUGACCUUCGAUGCGGCCGUUUUGGUUCCUAGGGUCGUUUCUCUGAGUCGUUCCACUCGUGUGUGUGUAUCGAGAGCUUGUGCAGAUUUCGUCUCUCUUUUUUUUUUUUUUUUUUUUUUUUUUUUUUUUGUUUGUGUUAUUUUGAUUCUUUUUCCCCAUUUUAUUCAAAAACAGCAUUUCCGACGUUCGUUUUGCCGGGGGGGCUGUGUUCGCGUUGUCAUUGUUCCUUGUUUAUAUGGUUCGUGAGUCUCGAGUGGAGUGUAUGGUGUCAAGGGAAGGCGUGGCGAGAGAGAGAGCGACGGCGAGGGUCAAGGUUCGGGGUUUUGGGGUGGGGACAUGUGGUGGUGGAUACCUGCGGAGAUAUAAAGGAGGUGUGUGUGUAUGCACCGUUAAUCGGAUUCGAUGCGUUUGCUUUCUAGGAUGUCAGCGGAUGUGUGACGGAAUCAACCGCGGUUGAAAUCGCGAGUCGGACUGCAACUCGGCCGCGAGUUUCUUCGCUUAUGAGCAAAAUUGGAACGGAUUCUCGUGCCCGUGACAGUCUCCAUACCUCGCCCCUCAGUUUCAUACCAACACACUCGUUAAUCUCGACCGCCUCUAUGGGUCGCUGGAUCGGUGGAUAACGCUGGGUUCUCGAUUUUGCUUCUUCGAUUCGCCCACGACUCUGGAUUCCAUAAGAUCUGUUCCCGAGGUAGAUCUGAGUUGCCUGUGUGUUUUUAGCCACGCACGUCCUAAUACAGAGUGGGUUCUGUUCAUACGAGUGUAAAUCUCCGAAACGAUAAUAUUCUCGCUGCCCCUUGUAGUUAUCGAGCACAAGUCAGUUUCCCUCACAUCUCAACCAUAUUAGUUACUACGAUUUGUGGCUUCAACGUGUUGCCCCAGUUAAAGUUAACAUCUCUGUACAAUCUUUCCCGACGGUGGUCCCGUUUGAUUCUUUCAUUUUUAUCAUCGACUCCACAUAUUGGACGGCUCCUGCACCAACCGCCGUGUCUAUUUGCCACUGCGAAACCAAGUUAGUUUGUCGGUCUGACGUUUUUGGAGGUUCGAGAUUGUAUAUGAAGCAGUGGUUGGACCGUGGCGGAAAUGGCAAUGGGGACUGCACAGCGAUGUCAUGUGAGCGAGGAGGUCGACCGGAUAAAAGGCCCGUGGAGUCCGGAGGAAGAUUCUGCUCUGCAGCAGCUUGUGGACAAGUAUGGCCCCAGGAACUGGUCCCUGAUUGGCAAGGGUAUCCCGGGAAGAUCGGGAAAGUCUUGCAGGCUUCGCUGGUGCAACCAACUGAGCCCUCAAGUUCAGCAUCGUCCUUUUACGACAGUUGAAGACGAAACGAUUAUAGCAGCUCACAGUCAGCAUGGGAACAAGUGGGCUACAAUCGCUCGCCUUCUUCCUGGGCGAACUGACAAUGCGAUCAAAAAUCAUUGGAAUUCAACCUUGCGUCGUCGUCACAUGGCGGAGCGACCAUCUCGUACCGAAUGCGAUGACCAUCACAACUGCCAUGCCGGGCACUUAGGGACAUGCGAUGAUGACGACUCAGGCAUCGCCGAUGGACGAAAACGUAACAGCAAGGAGAUAUCUUCUGACGGGAGUGUGCAAGAUAAGGGUGGGUGGGAAGUGGAUUCUCACAAGGUGAAACGUCUGCAUAUUGACGGCGAUUCCCCUCGAGAACUUCCUGUCGGUUUUGUCGAAGUCCCUCCGGUGUUUCGACCCGUUGCCCGCUCGUUCGCAUCUUACUGUCCUAACGCUGCCUACGCGCCCCCGUUGUCCGAGCGCUCUGACACUUCCGAGGUGAAUGACCCUCCGACGUCGCUGAGUCUCUCACUUCCUGGGUCAAGCCCAACGAGGAAAGAGCAGUCCUCUUCCGAAGACAGUGCCCUUCGUCGUCAGUUAUCUACCUCCUCUCACGCGCCUUGCCUUCCUAAUCAGCCCGAUUCGCCAGAACUUCCGGCCCACGGACGUUGGGAGAGCGGUACUGCUGUGGAUCAGUCGUUAAAAGACAAGUUUUCCGUGUCCUCUUUCCCUGCUCAUACUUCCCCUAUGGCUACGCAGAUUCCUGGACUCUCGAACCCCUCAUCCUCUCCCUUGACACCUCCUCACAGCGGGUAUGGUUUGCCUGAUAACUCCCAAACAGCAGAAUUGAUGAGUGCUGCGGUAAGAACUGUUGUUGCGCAAGCCUUUGAUCCGGUUCUUCAAGCACAGGGGGCAGGAGGCGCUAAGAGUUGGAAAGCUCCACCUGCACCUUUGAGUUAUGGUUUAGAUGCAGCUGUAUACGCAGGUCUUGUGGCACUGAUGCGAGAGAUGGUUCGAAGUGAAGUUCAAAAGUAUAUGAAGGCCGUGCAGAGCCCCACUUGCGCUCCAGUAUAUCCUAGUUAUGGAUCGGACCAUCUUUCCGUGGGGUCUCACAGUAAAUUUUCCAACCAAUCUGACUUCUUGGGAUCCAUCGCCACCAACGCCCCUCGCAAGGCAGGGUGAGCGUGAGAUUGGAGAGAUAUUGACUGCCUUCCGCCUUAUCUCUCGAGAUUCUUUCUCUUUAGUCUCUUCUUGUCUUCUCGUUUUUUGUUUGUUUUCUUGUUUCGUUUUGUUUUUUUUUGUUUUUUCUAUCUUUUCUCUCUUCUUCUGCCAUUAUGUGGACUUUGUGAAUUUUUGCUAGUUUUGACGAGUCAAUUUGUUUUCAUCGUUUUCCAUCUGAUUCGGAUUUCUUCAUUACUCUUCUUCGCAAUUUUCGGGUGGCCUGUUUUUUAGGUCUUAGCGGAUGCCCAAACAGCAAGGGGCAGGCAUCUGAGGUCUUUCUUAGUGAGGAGGACACCGGCGGUUUCGUUAGUAGUGUACAGCAGUGGCUGCUCAAGCACCGUGUGUGGAAAGUAGAUCUGUGAAUAUUUAGAUCCUGUGAAGAACUUCCAGUUUCUCUGUCAACCAGCACCGAAACUUAACGGAAACAGCGAGAGUCCGGGUGGAGCCUUGCUAUUGUAUAUUUCAUUCGAAGAGGAGCAGACCCGGACAUUUUCUGAAUCGCACUGGAGAUGCGUGGGGUGGCAGAUGCACCGAGAUUAGUUUGUACAGUUAUCAUGGAAGCUUCUAUGCAGAUGGCACUUGGAGGUGUCGAUUGUUUUCAUCGUCAGAUGGGGCGGCAGCCGGUUUUGUAGAUUCAAAGUGAGAAAUAAGAAUUUUGUAUACAUUGAUUCUGACUCGCAACCACAA
Physcomitrium patens is the source of this 3337-nucleotide messenger RNA. RefSeq lists its product as uncharacterized. The record is from RefSeq and is a predicted model, not a curated record. Gene Ontology annotation, cellular component: nucleus. Gene Ontology annotation, molecular function: RNA polymerase II cis-regulatory region sequence-specific DNA binding; DNA-binding transcription factor activity, RNA polymerase II-specific. NCBI's taxonomy places the organism in Eukaryota, Viridiplantae, Streptophyta, Bryopsida, Funariales, Funariaceae. Gene Ontology annotation, biological process: regulation of DNA-templated transcription.